Esox lucius (northern pike) is the source of this 1501-nucleotide messenger RNA. RefSeq names its product 2-aminoethanethiol (cysteamine) dioxygenase b (gene adob). The record is from RefSeq and is a predicted model, not a curated record. Gene Ontology annotation, molecular function: oxidoreductase activity, acting on single donors with incorporation of molecular oxygen, incorporation of two atoms of oxygen. The transcript has a single exon. Gene Ontology annotation, cellular component: mitochondrion. Bases 289 to 1044 code for a protein of 251 amino acids. NCBI's taxonomy places the organism in Eukaryota, Metazoa, Chordata, Actinopteri, Esociformes, Esocidae.
UUGUGUUGCUGGUUCCUUUGCGGACGUGUGUGAAUGAUAUCCGCAAAUGGGGUAUUGUUGGAGAGGUGGUUUUUUGUAUGCUACUUGACCCCUCUCGUAAAAUUAUAUUAGACUUUCUGCUUUAUUUUAGGCCCGGCUAUAUCAAGCUGUUUAUAUAUUCACUGGGUGUAGUCGUUCAUUCUCAUCGACGCAAAAUCAACGGCAGCUGUGUUGGUAUACCUAGCUUGCUGCUGAAGCUAGCUAGCAAGUGCGAGACUAGUGUAUAGGACAACCGUUCGCUGGCUAGUUAUGAUGCCUCAAGACAUGACCUCCCUCGUUCAGAAAAUUGCACGACAGGCGUUUGUAACUUUUAGAAAUCCCUAUUCGGUUGGUGAUAAAGCGUUUUUGGAUAAUCAAGGUAAACUUCAAACCCUCAUGGCCGAAGUCAGAGCUGCAGACUUGAACAUUGCUCCAAGGAAAGUUGGCAGCGCUUCAACGCCUUUGCCACACAAUUCCCCGGUCACAUACAUGCACAUAUGCGAGACAGACGAAUUCAGCAUGGGGGUGUUUUUACUAAAGAGCGGUGCUUCCAUACCAUUGCACGACCACCCGGGUAUGUACGGCAUGCUGAAAGUGAUUUAUGGCAAGGUCAGGAUCACCUGUUUUGACAGGUUGAACAAAUCAACCAACGUUGUCAGUGACACGCAGUUCAGCCCUCCGCUGUUACCCUUCCAGAGAGGUGCCUUGAGGAGAUCGAUACUCCGGUCGGUGGGUGAAUUGACAGAAGAGAGCGGUCCGUGUUUUUUGACCCCUGACCGAGACAACCUUCACCAAAUAGACGCAGUGGAUGGACCCACAGCUUUCCUGGAUAUUCUGGCUCCCCCAUAUGAUCCAGAGGAAGGGAGGGACUGUCAUUACUACAAAGUAAUGCAGUCUGCUUCAGAAUCAGAGGACAAAAAGGCAGAGGCUCAGGGACAAAAAGAAGUUUGUCUCAUGGAAAUAUCACAACCUUCUGAUUUUUGGUGUGGUGCUGAACCUUACCCUGGCCCUGAAGUUACUAUCUGAAGUGCAUAAAUGCAGAUUCGUUUCUCAGGACCAUGUCAUAUUGUGUAAAUGUAUGAUGAUCGUAAUUGACUAUGGGAUGGUAUUUUUCACCCUGUUGUGUAAUGGAGAAAAACAUGUCUAAGAACUAACUGCACUUAUCCUGAAUUUGACAAAUGUUCAAUCCAUAUGCAUUUUGACUGCAAUGAAAGUACAUAACCAGCUGAUAAACAUGUCUUUGAUAUUGCUUGCCUGAAAUGAACAGAAACCACAUUUAGAUUAUCAUUAGAUUCUCUGAAAUCAAAUCUAAGGGAAGAUUCAAGAAUGCACUAAAUCGUUGUGUUCCAGUCACUUAUGUUUGAAAAGUAAUACAAAUUUUCUAAGCAUGUUUUAACUAGCUCCAACUACUGUCAGAUUUAGAAUGAUGACUUAGUUAACUGAGCUUUCCUAAUUAAACUUAAUCUAUGAUAACUUUCCUUUC